UUGAUAUUUUUGCAAAAAAUUCUUCUACCUACAAAGUAUUGUAUCGUAGAAAGGACUGUACCUUGGAUAUUUUAUAUAGUCUCAGAUUAUGCAUAUUUUGUGUAAUUUUGCGCUUUUAGAUUUCCUGUAAACGUAUAAAAAUGAACGAUCUAACGAAAAGUUCGAAGGUCGUCGAGUUGAACUUCGAGAGAAAUUAAUUGGGAAAUUAUCUCUAAAAUUUUGUCUUAUCAGUUUACGUGCCACGUGUCUUAUAAUAUUUUUCAGAACAUUUAAAAACAUGUUGAUGGGAAUGUAUUACGAUUGGAUCAACUCUUCCGCUGAUAAAGCUAAUGUAGAUGUUAUGAUGAACAAAGCUGAACUUGCAUACCGUUGCUCAUAUUCGAUUUUUGGCUUAUAUAUUAUUUCCGUUUUUAUGUAUGCCGGUGUGUUUCUGCAAUUUGUUCGUCAAGAUCAAGACGAUUUCAAUAUAACGUCCCGACAGUUAUUAAUGAAAAUGGACCUUCCGUUUGCAUAUUAUGAAAAUCCUGUGUAUCAAUAUGUAUUUCUUGUACAAUUCCUUCAACUGUUAGCCGUUGGAAUUGGCAUGGCUAUAUUAAAUGCUUUGAUAAUUACAUUGAUACUUCAUAUUGGUGGACAAAUAGAAAUCUUACAUAAAACUUUGGGAAGUAUUUCUGUCAAAGAUGAAAAACAUGGACCAUUGCGAAAUGUCAUUAAAUCUUUAAUCAAUCGUCAUUAUCGGAUUAUUUUUAAUUCGGAAUAUAUCGAAAGUUUAUUCUCGUAUAUUGCAUUGGUGCAAUUAUUAUGUAAUACAGUAGUCAUGUGCGGUAUAGGAUUCUUAAUAAUAGUCGCGAUUAAUUCUCACGGGGAUGUAAGAAUAGUUGUGAAAAUUGUGUUAUUUUAUAUCGCUAUUAUGUUGGAAGCAUUUGUUUUUUCCUAUGCUGGGGAAUAUCUUAGUAGUAAAAGCCUGUCAAUUAGCACUUCAGCUUACGGUUCUUCUUGGUACUUAUUAGAACCUAGAAACAGACGUGUCGUGAUUCUUCUUAUGAUAAGAUCACAAAGACGUUUGACAAUUACUGCUGGGAAAUUUAUGGAUUUGUCUAUGUUCGGUUUUGCGAGUAUUUUGAAAGCUUCUGCAUCAUAUGUAUCGGUAUUGUAUGCGAGAUACUGAUUACAAAGGAACACAUAGUAAGCAAUAAAAUAUGUAUAUCGUGUAUGAUAUAUAUCAUAUAUAUCAUAAUUAUAUAUUAAGAGACAAUAUAGUAAACGUAAGAACAUUUAACUUGAUGAUUUUGAAUUAUUACAAAAUUACAUACUGUAUUGAAAAACUUUUUAAACUAGUGUUAAAUAUCGUCGAAGAAGACACCAUUUGAUGUUGAUAAUUUCUUUGGAGGUAGACACGUGAAGAAUAUAAAGGUCAGCUACGUUUUUUAAAUUUUCUUUAUGCGUUGUUCAAUUCAUCUUAUUAUCUAUAGGGAAGAUGUACAAAAUUGACGAUCGAAGCUUAUUUUUAAAAUUAUGAGCAAUACAAUAUUUUUGUCAGAAAUGUCUCCAUAUCAUACUAUGUAAGCUAUCUGUAGGAAACGUUCAGUAUCGUUCAUUCGCGCAUCAUUAGCUUAUCAUUAGACGGUGCAUCUUUAUGUAAAUACAUAUUUUUGCAGGGAAUACAUACGUUACAGUUAUAAAACCUAAACAGAAAUUUGUUUUGCCAUUAGAAGAUUUUCUAAAUAUAGUUUUUAUUUUGCAUAUAUAGAUUUUGCAUACGUGCAUAUUUGGCUAGUGAAAACGUAAACGUUCUAAAUACUUUAAUGUACACUUACUUGAG
Molecule: messenger RNA, 1822 nt
Organism: Bombus pascuorum
Lineage: Eukaryota; Metazoa; Arthropoda; Insecta; Hymenoptera; Apidae
Product: odorant receptor 4-like
Exons: 5
Coding region: 278-1168 (296 amino acids)
Biological process (GO): sensory perception of smell; detection of chemical stimulus involved in sensory perception of smell
Cellular component (GO): plasma membrane
Molecular function (GO): olfactory receptor activity; odorant binding
Source: RefSeq, a predicted model, not a curated record